Molecule: messenger RNA, 3233 nt
Organism: Lynx canadensis (Canada lynx)
Lineage: Eukaryota; Metazoa; Chordata; Mammalia; Carnivora; Felidae
Gene: RAB6A
Product: RAB6A, member RAS oncogene family
Molecular function (GO): GTP binding; GTPase activity
Source: RefSeq, a predicted model, not a curated record
GUGGCAACCUAACCUGCCCUGGUCUCCGCUGUGAAGGAGAAGCCGGGAGAGCAGGCUAAACCAGGAAGGCGCUGGCUUGUGGCGCGCACGCGCACGCACGCACGCCGGCGGCCGGAGGGGCGGCACGCUCGCGCCCGGGCUCGCCGCGCGCCGCGCCAGAGGCUCGCGCACUCAGCAGGUUGGGCUGCGGCGGCGGCAGCUGUGGGAGCUGAGGCGCAGCGCGUGAGAGGUCCCAGACGCGUCUGCGGCUCCGGUUCCGCCACCUUCCUCUUCUCUCACCCCAGUCUCGGUGCCGGGUGCUGAGAAGGGAACGGCGCUAGCCUUGGUAACUUAGAGCCCACCCUUGGCUGCUUCCGACACCGCCAUCCUUCCUUUCCCAGCCGCGGGCCUCUCGGUGCUAAGGCGACUCUGCGGGGAGGCGGCGGCGACGGCUGCCUGUCUGUGGGGAGGAGUCCUGCCCUCCAGUCUUGCUCCGCCGCCGGGCCCUGCAGGGUCCAAGAGAGCUCGGCGCCGGUCCUUCCUCUCACCUUUUUCGUUAGCCGAUUGGUGCAGCGUCGGUCCGAGAGGUCUCUGAGCUGAGGCGGCGGCAGCUCCUUCGGCUUCAUCAUGUCCGCGGGCGGAGACUUCGGGAAUCCGCUGAGGAAAUUCAAGCUGGUGUUCCUGGGGGAGCAGAGCGUUGGAAAGACAUCCUUGAUCACCAGAUUCAUGUAUGACAGUUUUGACAACACCUACCAGGCAACAAUUGGUAUUGACUUUUUAUCAAAAACAAUGUACUUGGAGGAUCGAACAGUACGAUUGCAAUUAUGGGACACAGCAGGUCAAGAGCGGUUCAGGAGCUUGAUUCCUAGCUACAUUCGUGACUCCACUGUGGCAGUUGUUGUUUAUGAUAUCACAAAUGUUAACUCAUUCCAGCAAACUACAAAAUGGAUUGAUGAUGUCAGAACAGAAAGAGGAAGUGAUGUUAUCAUCAUGCUAGUAGGAAAUAAAACAGAUCUUGCUGACAAGAGGUAUAGAGCAGUAUCAAUUGAGGAAGGAGAGAGGAAAGCCAAAGAGCUGAAUGUUAUGUUUAUUGAAACAAGUGCAAAAGCAGGAUACAAUGUAAAACAGCUCUUCCGACGUGUUGCAGCAGCUUUGCCUGGAAUGGAAAGCACACAGGACAGAAGCAGAGAAGACAUGAUUGACAUAAAACUGGAAAAGCCUCAGGAGCAACCAGUCAGUGAAGGAGGCUGUUCCUGCUAAUCUUCCAUGGCAUCUUCAACUUUUCUUCAGAAGUCACUGCUUUGGCCCCCUUACUCUUUCAUUGACUGCAGUGUGAAUAUUGGCUUGAACCUUUUCCCUUCAGUAAUAACGUAUUGCAAUUCAUCAUUGCUGCCUGUCUCGUGGAGAUGAUCUAUUAGCUUCACAAGCACAAAAAAGUCAGUGUCUUCAUUAUUUAUAUUUUACAAAAAGCCAAAUGAUUCCAACAUAUUCCAGUGAUAACUUUAAAAAUUAGAUACGUUUUCUCAAUUUUUGUUUCCUUUUCAAUGUUAGGAUAACGUACUUCAAAAUGAUGGAAAUUCCAACAGUCUGUGGCUAGGUUAAGGAGCAAUUGUUCACAGCAGCGCUUGCCUACCUACUUGAUCUCUCUCUGCUUUUCUCACCUCUCCCUUAUUGCAUUCCCUAUUCUUACCAUCUCUCCCUCAAAACAAAUGAGGUAUGACAAAGCAGGAGUUAGACCAAGCCCAAUGGAGUUAUCCUUCAAAUUUAGUGAUACCACUUGCUCUAGGCCUUGGGCCAAGAUGUCCAAAAUUAUUCUUGAGCACUGAUAUAAAUUACUUAGACUUUAUUUGAGGUCAAAACUCAACUAUCAUGGUAGGCAGUGCUUGAAUAAGAAAAGGGUUCUGAUGCAUCUUCAAAAUGAGUCCUAAUGAACAUAGUGAGUACUUACAAAUUAAAUGAACAUAAAAUGUAUUUCAGACCAAAACAAAUGACCCUUUCACAUGUUAGUCCCUGGGAGAGGAGUUAACAGUGCUUCAGAACAUGUUUUUAAUACUGAAUUCUCCCAGUGAACUAUUUCUCCCAGGAUUUUAAAAUUCUCAACAUAGAGUUACUCUGUUUAAAAAAAGAAGAAAACUUUUGUAAGCAAUAGAUUUCUCUUGGGUUUUUCUUUGUUUCAAAAAAUGCUAUGCAGGCAAGGCACUACAGAAAUCAAAUUCUUUUAAGAAGAACCAGCGGAAGAAUUUAAACUUGGUACCGUGAUCAAAACUACAAUAAACAAUGAUAUCUAAAGCUAUCAUUGUAGAAACAAUGAUAUCUAAAGCUUAACAACAAAAGAAUCCUCAACAGAAUAGCAAAUACUUUGCUCAGGACAUUUGAGGUCAAAUUGAAAAUGGAAACAGGUUUCUUAUAAGCCCCUAGCGGCAGAUCUGGAAAAGCAUACAUAGAAGAGGGAAAGGAGAGAAUGGAAGUAAAACUUAAUAUUAUGCAGAUUUAUGCCUUAUUUUUUAGCAUUUUUUUUUUAAUGUUGGGUCUUUCAGGCUGGUUUUGCUUUUUAUUAGAUCUGUAUAGUUUGGUUAAUUAACUAGUGAUUUAGUUUUAUAUUUAAGCUAUAAUUAAUCUUUUUUCUUUGUUGAUAUUUAUUUCUUUGCCUUUUUUUUUUAAACUACUUUCAGUUUUUAGAUGUUUUGUCUGAUCUAUUUAGAGCUUCAUCACCAUGGCAAUAUAUAUUUCCCUUAAAACACUGUAAACAAAUAUACUAGGAGUGCACCAUUUUAAUCUUUACUAGUUAUUGUGAGAUUGCUGUGUAAGUUAAUAAACACAUUUGUAAAUACAUUAUUUGCAGGAUGAAAAUUUCUGAGUUACAGCUCAGGAAAAGCCUGCUGAAUUUACGUUGUAAGCAUUACUUAACACAGUAUAAAGAUGAAAAGACAACAAAAAAUAUCUUCAUACUUCCUCAUCCCCUCAUUGCAACAAAACCCUUAACUGGGAACCUUAUUCCCCUCUCUUUCCUCUUCCUUCUCCAGUUCCCACUUAUUGUCACCUUGUAAUAUUCAGAGAGCACUUGGAUUAUGGGUCUGAAUAGAGAAAUGCUUUCAGAUAAUCAUUAGCCCACAUACCAGUAACUUAUACUCAAAGAUGGGAUGGAGUUGUAAAGUGCUUUUAUAAUACAAUAUUAUUGUUAAAGGCAAGGGUUGACUCUUUUGUUUUUAUUUUGACAUGGCAUGUCCUGAAAUAAAUAUCAAUUCAAUAUGGCA